Nerophis ophidion (straightnose pipefish) is the source of this 3454-nucleotide messenger RNA. RefSeq names its product oxysterol binding protein-like 3b (gene osbpl3b). Gene Ontology annotation, molecular function: cholesterol binding. The record is from RefSeq and is a predicted model, not a curated record. The transcript has 23 exons. Gene Ontology annotation, cellular component: perinuclear endoplasmic reticulum; cytosol; plasma membrane. Lineage: Eukaryota; Metazoa; Chordata; Actinopteri; Syngnathiformes; Syngnathidae. Bases 220 to 2859 code for a protein of 879 amino acids.
UUGUUUUGUUUUUUUAAAUGAGUAGAAGCUCGGUUUAUAUGUGCGAGUCACGCUUCACGAGUGAGUCGGUUGUAAUUAUUCCAAUUUUAUUUCUCCAAUGGCUGUCUAUCGCUCUUAAAAACGCAAUUAAUUAAUAAUUCCGAAAACGUUAUCACCUGAAAAUCGCAUCUGUAACUGUCAAGGAAUGUUGCUGCUAUUCCAAUCAUAGUGUAUAGUGAAAUGGGCUCAGAAGAGCGCAUCUCAGCCAUGUCGCAGAAGAUUUCAAACUUGUCACGAAGCAACAGCAGCUCCUCAUCAAAACUUGACAGCCGACAGGACAGCUGGGAAUUUGUGGAGGGUAUGCGUGGAGGCUUGGGUGGUGCCCUGGAGCCCCAGAAGCAGGAAGGUUAUGUGCUAAAGAAGAGAAAGUGGCCCCUCAAGGGCUGGCAUAAGAGAUAUUUUUCCCUGGACAAGGGCAUCCUGAAGUACGGCAAGUGCAAUGCUGACAUUGAGAAAGGGAAGCUUCAUGGCUGCAUUGAUGUGGGCCUCUCUGUUAUGGCCAUUAAGAAGAAAGCCAAGUGCAUCGAUCUCGAUGCUGAGGAGAACAUCUAUCACCUGAAGAUCAAGUCACAGGAGCUGUUUGAUGAAUGGGUGUCCAAGUUACGUCACCAUCGGCUAUAUCGACAAAAUGAGAUUGCCAUGUGUCCCAGUGACAAGUCCUUCCACUUUCCCCACUACCCCUCCCCCACCUCUCCAGGUUUUGCUGACGGCGCUUCUGUUAGAAAGUGUGUGCUUUCACGCAGGCAGUCCACAGUGUAUUCUGCAUUCGGCUGCAACGGUCAAGCCAAGGUAGCAGCCUGGCUGCAGUCGUCUGACGACAUGGAUAAGUGUUUCAAAGACUUGUCGGUUUGCGAGGCACAUCUACUAGAGCUAAGCCACCUCCUUCAAAGUAUGGAGGUCAUCCAUCGUACCUAUUCUGCCCCAUCUAUCCAGGCUCUCCAGGCAUCUACAUUUGACAGCCCCAAAAAGGAAAAGAGACUUCAGAGGAAAUGGCGCACAAAGAACUACAACAAAGACGCAAAAACAACACUUCAGGUUCCCAGCUGCAUUUCCUCGGCUUCUGUCCGCCUCCAUGCUUCUAACCCAAACCUCUCCUCUGCUGCACUGUGUAACGACAAAGUUGACCAGGAAUCUGUAGAUUCUCCUUUUGACGUGGCCAAGCUGCAGGAGGAAUUCUGCCGCGUCGCCACUAACCUGCACACCACCCUGAAGUACGCCUUGAGCUCACUAACGUCAGAGACGGAGCGAUUGAAACAAUGCAUGGACCACGACACUUGCCCCCCUACCUCGCCGCAGGUGGUCGGUUUGAAGAAUGCGCUGACAACGGCUUUAACCCAGAACUCAGAGCUGCGAGAGCGUCUGUGCAAGAUUCAUGCUGACUCGCACAUCGUAGAGCCCACACUCCUAAAUCUCACUGCCCCUGUGCAGAAACAGGAGUCUGCAUCUGAAUCCCGCCCGUUGGUGCAUCAAGUGUCCAAUGAAAGCAGAGCGUCAAUCGCAGAGUCGCUGUCCGAGUUCUUUGAUGCCCAGGAGGUUCUGUUGUCCAACAGUUCCUCUGAAAAUGAGGUAUCCGAGGAUGACUCGUACAUCAGCGACAUAAGUGACAACAAUUCCAUGAACAACUUUGGCAACGACACAGAAUGUGAAGGACAAAACUUAGAUUCUGGAGAGGGCGGCGCUGUCAUUUGUCGGCGAAGAUCCCGUCUGUCCUCUCCCAGCCCCAGCAGUAGCACCAUCAGCCUGUGGAACAUCCUUAGGAACAACAUCGGCAAAGACCUGUCCAAAGUGGCAAUGCCGGUGCAUCUCAACGAGCCGCUCAACACCCUGCAGAGGUUGUGUGAGGAGCUGGAGUACAGCGAGCUGCUGGACCGGGCCGCCUACACGCAGGACGCCUUGGAACGUAUGGUCUACAUCGCUACAUUUGUGGUAUCAGGUUACGCAUCGAGCUACUGCAGAACUGGUGGGAAACCUUUCAACCCACUCUUAGGAGAAACGUAUGAAUGUGAACGACCAGAUAAAGGCUUCCGGUUUGUAGCAGAGCAGGUUAGCCAUCAUCCACCAGUCUCAGCUUGUCAUGCAGAGUCUAAAAAUUUCAUCUUCUGGCAAGACGUGAGGUGCAAGAACAAGUUUUGGGGGAGGUCGAUGGAGAUUGUUCCUGUAGGCAGCACACACCUAACUCUGCCUGGGUUCGGAGACCACUAUGAGUGGAACAAGGUGACGUCGUGCAUUCACAACAUCCUGAGCGGACAACGCUGGAUCGAGCACUAUGGCGAGAUCUCCAUCAGAAACUCAAACAGCGACGCUUGCCAUUGCAAGAUUACUUUUGUUAAGGCUAAAUGGAACUCAGGUGUCAACGAAGUUGAAGGAACCAUCACGGAUCAGAAGGGUAACGUCGUGCACAGGCUUUUUGGGAAGUGGCACGAGGCGGUUUACUGUGGGGACCCGCCAUCAGCCACAUGCGUGUGGAGAGCAAAUGCAAUACCACUCGACCACGAGCAGUACUAUGGUUUCACCAAGUUUGCAAUCGAGCUCAAUGAGCUGGACACGUCCCUAAAACCGCUGCUACCGCCCACUGACACCAGACUGCGUGUGGACCAAAGACUGCUGGAGGAGGGGAAGUUAGAGGCUGCUGAGGAGCAGAAGCAAAGGAUUGAACAGCUGCAGAGAGAGAGACGGCGAGUCCUCGAGGAGAGCAGCAUCACACAUCAACCAAAAUUCUUUAGAAAAUCAAAAGAUGAUACGUGGGUGAGCAACAACACAUACUGGGACUUGAGGAGAGAGCCAGGCUUUGCCCACAUUGAUUUCCCUACUUUGUGGUGACAUGACCGACAGCAUUUGCAGCUGAAAAAUCCACAUUCAACGCCGACUUUUUGUAUUUCUAUUGCCUUAACAACAAAUUAUUCUAGAAGUUGUGUGAACAUGUUAUGCACCAUGAGAAUGUUGCUGUAUUUAAGCUCAUAUUUGGAGAAAUGUGAAAAAGGUGGCCAGUCCAACUCAUAACUGGCAUUAUUGAAAAUAAAUAUUAAGUGGGAGAUCAUCUUCUUAUAGACAAUCUCUACCUCAGAGAUAUAUAUAGUAGCCUUGAUAUGCCAUUGAUUAACAUUCAGUGUUUUAUUCUGCACAUACCUGAUGCCUUAUCAAGUGUACUGUCAUCAUUCAUUUGUUGCAUAUUUUGAUGUAUAAUUUGUAAGGAGAUCCGAACAUCAAGUAAAUCUUGCUGAAUGUUACUUUUUUUGUUUCAUUUUAUAACACCAAUGAUAAUGAUAUGUUUUUUUCAAUGUGAAUAAUGCAAACAUGAGGAGCUAAAUAUUCUUUUGUUUUCCACCUCAUCUGGUGUACCCUUGUUUACACCUGCAUAAUGGUGCAUCAUGGUUCAGACUGUGCUCCCUCAGUUCAAAUAAAUGCUGCAAUGCUU